AUGGAAACGGUGUGGACAACCCAGCAUUUGUACUGCAGCAAGGUCUCAAAGUCUGCCUCCGAAGUGGAGGAUUUCUUUAAAUCUCAUACCAAGACCAUCAAGUACAUUGUACUAGUUUUGCUGGGUGCAGGCUAUGUGGCGUAUUUCGUUGCUGCCUGCGUGCUGGACUUUGACAGAGCCCUCGCUCUGGUCAUCCUCACUAGCGUGGCAGUUUUCUUCACCAUCUAUGGACUCAUCAAGCGGUAUAUGGGGGAAAGCAUAUCUAAGUGCUUCAAGCCAGCAGGAAGUUGCUUCAAGUCCAACUUUAGGUGGCUGAAGUGGGUGUUCAUCCUGGUGGUCCUGGGGCUGCUGGUCGCGUGGCUCGUGGUGGACACCUCCAAGCGGCCCGAGCAGCUCAUCUCGUUCGGGGGCGUCUGCAUGUUCGUCAUCCUGCUCUACAUAUUCUCAGCUCACCGGCGGGCGGUGUCAUGGCGGGCUGUGUUUUGGGGACUUGGCUUGCAGUUUAUCAUCGGCCUGUUUGUUAUAAGAACAGAACCAGGUCUUAUAGCCUUCCAGUGGCUUGGAGAUCAAGUUCAGACAUUCUUGAACUACACCUUGGCAGGCUCAGCAUUUGUUUUUGGGGAUAAACUUGUGAAAGAAGCUUUUGCUUUCCAGGCAUUGCCGAUUGUGGUUUUUUUCAGCAGUGUAAUGUCCGUCCUGUAUUACCUGGGGAUAAUGCAGUGGUUGAUUCUUAAGAUUGCGUGGGUCAUGCAGAUUACCAUGGGCACCUCACCCACCGAGACCCUCAGUGUUGCGGGCAACAUAUUCGUCGGGCAGACUGAAGCUCCUCUGCUGAUCCGGCCCUACCUACCGGACAUGACCAAGUCUGAGGUUCACGCUGUCAUGACCGGGGGCUUCGCCACCAUCGCCGGCAGUGUCAUGGGGGCUUAUAUCUCCUUCGGGAUCGAUGCUUCCUCCCUGAUCUCGGCCUCUGUAAUGGCCGCACCGUGUGCCCUUGCCCUUGCCAAGCUUUCCUACCCCGAGACUGAGGAGAGCAAGUUCAAGACUGAGGGAGAAAUCAAAGUGGACAGUGGUGGUGAAAAGAAUCUUCUGGAAGCUGCCAGCAAUGGAGCGUCUGCUUCUAUUGGACUGGUUGCCAACAUUGCUGCUAAUCUGAUCGCCUUCCUUGCAAUCCUGGACUUCAUAAAUGCUGCACUGAGGUGGCUGGGAGGCAUGGUGGGAUAUCCUGACAUCACGUUUCAGAUGAUCUGCUCGUACGUGUUCAUGCCGGUGACAUUCAUGAUGGGCAUCCCCUAUCAGGAGUCCUACAUAGCGGCGGAGCUGAUUGGCACAAAGCUGUUCCUCAACGAAUUCCUGGCCUAUGAGAGGCUCUCUGAGCUGAAGGAGAACAGGCUGAAUGGUUUACCUAUCAUGAAUGGCACAACCUUACAGAGGAUAUCAGUGCGGUCAGAAAACAUCUGCACGUUUGCUCUCUGUGGCUUCGCCAAUUUCAGCUCGCUCGGGAUCAUGAUCGGGGGGCUGUCCUCCAUAUGCCCGUCCAGGAGAGGCGACGUCUCUCAGGUGGUGAUGCGAGCCCUGUUGACCGGUACCUGCGUGUCUCUGCUGAACGCUUGUGUGGCCGGAAUCCUGUUUGUCCCCCCACUUGACUGUGUGGAGGUGUUCAGAAACACAGCCUUCAACGGUACGAUUCCAGAGAUCUCUAACUGCUGCUCAGACCUCUUUAAAAGCACCUCCUGGGACAAUGGAACCGCCAUUUUUGAGGGAACUUGGAGCUCAGUCCAGAACGCCACGUUGUACUUCAACAACUGCUGUGGUCUUUACAACAAUACACUGUGUCAGUAGGCCUUCCUCAUGAUCAUCGCUCAAAAAACUGGGAGAAAAUUUUUGAAUUAAAUUAUUAUAUGAUUUCAGGGUUUUCUACUUUAUAAAAUGUUAUUUUUCUAGCAAUUUUGAUUAAUGAAGGGAUAUCAAAUAUGUUAUAUGAUAUCAGACAUGUUGAAAACACUGAUUUAUGUUUGUAAGUACUCAUGUUCUUAACUUGUGGAGUAGUGCAGGUCACUGACUGUCUCUGAAGAUAAAAAUAUGUUCAGAUUGAAGCAUAUUUGUUGAAAGGCCCAUGAAUUGCUGCAGUUGCAGCCAUC
Messenger RNA from Conger conger (European conger), 2141 nucleotides. RefSeq names its product solute carrier family 28 member 1 (gene slc28a1). Lineage: Eukaryota; Metazoa; Chordata; Actinopteri; Anguilliformes; Congridae. Gene Ontology annotation, cellular component: membrane. Gene Ontology annotation, biological process: nucleoside transmembrane transport. Bases 1 to 1842 code for a protein of 613 amino acids. Gene Ontology annotation, molecular function: nucleoside:sodium symporter activity. The record is from RefSeq and is a predicted model, not a curated record. The transcript is spliced from 16 exons.